This is a messenger RNA of Fusarium poae, 198 nucleotides long. RefSeq lists its product as uncharacterized. The transcript has 3 exons. Bases 1 to 198 code for a protein of 65 amino acids. NCBI's taxonomy places the organism in Eukaryota, Fungi, Ascomycota, Sordariomycetes, Hypocreales, Nectriaceae. The record is from RefSeq and is a predicted model, not a curated record.
AUGCCUAUGCUUGAAGACUGUUGCUUUGACAAAUCGUCGCCGAAUGACCAGCUGACCGCCGAAAACAUGAAAUACUACAACGAGGACCAGAUUAUUGAUGCCAUUAAUACGUAUAAGCCUAAAAUUUGCAUGGUGGACGAGGAGAAGUUGCAGCAACAGUUGCUAGCCGAGACCACAGGCUCAGUAGAUGAGAUUUAG